AAGCUGGUCAAUCAGAACCAGUUUAGGAGGGUGGUGGAAGAAUAACUUCCAGUAUGAGGACUUUAAGCCUUCCCCAAAGACCUAAUGUUCUGGUUUAAUGCUUCAGUAAAUGCAGUACGAACAGGAAGGACGUCUUAAAGUAGAGCAACAUUAUUCCUUUUUCAACAUAAAACCUUUCAACAACAUCCUCAAUCAUAUGCCUUGGGAUGUAUCCCUGCACUGCUGGAAUUCAUGUAUUCCAGAGAAUAUUGCAGCUACCAGAGACACUUUUUAAUUUGGUGACAUAAUAUUAUUGUGCUCAGGUGUUUUAUCCAUGCCUUGGAGGUUUCCAAAGUACAAGGCUGCUUCUAGAAAGAAAAAAGAAAAACUCCACUGGCCACAGCGAGAGCUCUCCAAAAAAACAGUCUUGAGUCCUGAAGAGCACCACAUAAUCCUUAAAAAUGAGAACAACAGCAUUCAGCACCUAUCCCGGCCUGGAAUUCUUAGGAACACAUUCACCACAGGGACUAGUAGCUAUAAUGUCCUCCUGCAGAGCAAAGAGGAGAAAAGGCACCUUUUCCAAAAGCAUUCAUCAGUAUACCACAAGAGACUGCGGAAGUCCACAAAACCUACUAAUGACUCCCGGAGCAAUUACAAGAUUAAGGUCCCAGUGCCUUUAUUCAAAAAUGGAUGGGGUUGCCUCAAUAAACAACCUUCUCUUUUUUUUACAAGCACAGUACCUAGCAGUGUCAAGUUAACACGCAGCAUAUCUGUGGCAGGGAGCAGCAUAAGAUUGCAGGCUCCAUCCAAAACCAAGGCAAAAAGGCAUUCCUGUACCAGCCUCACAAAGCCAAAGCAGCUACAGAGAUCCAAAAGUUGUUUAAAAGAAGGAGACGCGACUGGACGAAAAUUCUGUAUCCUCACUGCCAUCAAGCCUUCCAAUGUGGAGAGGGAGAAGAUGAAGUUCUUCAACUCAGAUUUUACCUACAAUCCCCAAUUUGAAUAUGCAAGUUCUGGACUGUCAAAUGUGUUAGCAAAGCACAGUCACGCUUCCAACAGAUUUCUCAAGCAGGCCAUCAAAAUUAUGGAACUGACUUUGCAAAAGUAUGGAAGCUAUGAAAAUUUUGAGCAAGCCACUGGAGGCAGCCUGCUGCCCAGAAGUCGUAUCUGGAAUCACGUCAGAAAAUAUAUGGCAAAAGAAGGCUGCCUUGGCGAGAUUGUAGUUCACCUCUCUGAAGACUUGCUUUCUCGGGCCUCGAUGACAGUGGUGAAUGGCCGUCCCACUCUUACUAUCAAUAUUUCCACUGCACGUGAGCAUUGGUUGGAAGGAAUGCUGAGGCAUGAAAUAGGAACUCAUUAUCUGAGAGGCAUUAACAACAAUAGCCAACUGUGGAGCAGCUGGAAUGGGCGAAGAAAGCAUGGGUUAAAACCCAUUAACCCCACUGAGGAAGGCCUAGCAAGCAUCCACAGUGUUCUGUUUCGGAAGGAUCCUUUCUUAUGGAGGGCUGCCCUCCUCUAUUACACAGUCUAUCAGGCCAGUCAGAUGUCCUUCCGAGAGCUCUUUCAGGACAUUGGUAAAUUUGUCACAGACCCUAAUACUCGAUGGGAUUACUGUGUUCGAGCCAAGAGGGGCUGGACUGAUACUUCCCAACCAGGUUGCUUCAGUAAAGAUCAGGUCUACUUGGACGGCAUCCUCCAGAUUCUGAGAUAUCGACAUUCCAUCAAUUUUUACUUACUGACAGCUCUAGGCAAGGUCUCUUACGAAGAUGUGGAUCGUCUGAAGGAUUUAGGUAUGACUGAAAACAUGAGAGUACCACACUUUUUGCAAGACUACGGCCGGUACAUGGAACAUUUGGAAAAGAUCAUGGAAGUCAAUGAACUGUCUGAUACUGAGCUUCAGGCUCUUGUACCUUAAGCCAGCCACUCUUUUAUUCAUCUGCUCUGUGCACUAAUUUAUUUUUGAUGCCUUGCAAAAUCUAUAUUCUUUCGAUCUGCUUCUUUUAUUUUGCUUUUAAGAAAGGAAGAAACACACUUGUAGGUUCGGAAGUUGCUUACUUUCAGGUUUUUUACAAUGUCCACCCUUCUCUCAAGGUAUAUGAAAGAUGUUGUAAAUUUACAAGCUUAAAUUAUAGCUGCAACACAAGUCAUAUGUUGUAAGGAUUAUUUUGUGUUAAUUCUUCCAUAUUAUCCUUUACAGAAUUGUUUUUGAAUUGGUUCAUUUAAGGCAUGUAGCUACGUUCAUUUUAAUAUUUACCGCAGAUGUUCUCAUUUGUAAACCACAUUGACUUAUAUGUUGGAUGUGGUACUCAGCAAUAUUUCAACAGUUUUCAAAAAGUC
Sceloporus undulatus (fence lizard) is the source of this 2316-nucleotide messenger RNA. It is a transcript of the gene MATCAP2, whose product is annotated as KIAA0895 ortholog. Lineage: Eukaryota; Metazoa; Chordata; Lepidosauria; Squamata; Phrynosomatidae. The record is from RefSeq and is a predicted model, not a curated record. The transcript is spliced from 8 exons. The coding region runs from base 314 to 1894 and encodes 526 amino acids.